AUGCCCUUCGUGCAGCGUAUUGUUGAGCCGAAAUUUUUGAGCAGGACUCAACUUUUCGACGAGAAUGGCCACCCCAAAAUCGGAGAUUUCGAGCUGGAGGCCGUUACUAACAACACCCUGUGCAAUGCUCUCAGACAGCUUGCUUCUCUGGUGUUGGCGGCCAAUGAUAUCUUCGAGGAUCUCGGUGGACAGCUCGAAGGUAUCAAGAAGAGGUCGGAGGUUCUCAGAGUUAGGAUCACCAAUGUCGGAGGCAAAGUGGAAAAGUUUGAUCCCAAGGAAGUUACAGUUCGUAAGUACCUACUAUACUAA
This is a messenger RNA of Diabrotica balteata, 309 nucleotides long. The record is from the annotation of a GenBank genome assembly. NCBI's taxonomy places the organism in Eukaryota, Metazoa, Arthropoda, Insecta, Coleoptera, Chrysomelidae.